Physcomitrium patens is the source of this 2105-nucleotide messenger RNA. RefSeq names its product bifunctional nuclease 2. Gene Ontology annotation, molecular function: nuclease activity. Gene Ontology annotation, biological process: protein ubiquitination. The record is from RefSeq and is a predicted model, not a curated record. Gene Ontology annotation, cellular component: nucleus; VCB complex. Lineage: Eukaryota; Viridiplantae; Streptophyta; Bryopsida; Funariales; Funariaceae.
CAGUUGCAAGUGGAUCUGCGUAAGAUGCCUUUUUCAUCUCCCUCACUCCCCGAUCAGAACACGCGCAACACUGCACGCAUUCCUCAUAAUGCUCCACUGUUUGCCGAUUCAUUUCCACUGCACCCCCUCCUCCCUCAAUUCAUUCAAUUUGCCCAAUUUGCUCAGCUCUCUCUCUCUCUCUCUCUCUGGCCAUUGUCAUUUGAGUUGUGAGUCCACUGCCUGGUAGUAUUGCAGGGGGGUUGCUGCAUCGUUCGGGCUCGAUCGUCGCUAUUUACCAUUCCCGGAGCGAAUUCCAUCUGCAGAAGCACGUUGCUUGAAGAAUACGUAGGCUGGCGUUUGUUCCAGCUCUAAAUUGCCCAAGCAGGGAAUAUUGUGGGUCUGAAGAGCUAGACUGUGCCACCAUUCUGAGUUCACCGUGAACUUCAAUUCGUCACAUUUGUUCAAGGUAUGUUGCAGCAGUGGCUGUAGGAGUAUUUUGUGUAUUGUCACAUCUAUUCGUGAGAAGCGGUCGUAAACUCUGGUGGGAGCUAGGUUGGUAUAUAGUGCAGAUGGCAGCUCCCGCCGCAGCCAUGGGCCUUUUCCACAACCAUUGUCCAGCGGGACUCCAUCAAAGCAGGCUUGCACCAUUCCCUUUCGGAUCAACCUCACGGAGCUCUCCGUUGUGGACCUCGCCCCUCGCUGGUGCCGUCCACUCCGCCCCAUUCCCUGCCGCCAUGAAAGUGCGGAAUUCGAGAUCUCUCACGAAGCGAAACUCCAGCAUGUCGUUUAACAACGACAGUGUCGCAGAGAACUUCAGCGAGAACGACGAGGACUACGCAGACUCCACAAUUUUGGAAGCCCUGGAGGUCAGGAGCGGUCCUGAUGGUUGCGUCAUUAAGUUACGCGACGGCAAUGUGCUCAAGUGCGUGCACAACACGAAAGAAGGGGGAACUCUACCUAUUUACGCUCCGCAACCAGCUAUUGUUCUGCAACUCAAUGACGGCUCCAACCUCUUACUACCCAUUAUUGUGCUCGAGUUCCCGAGCGCAAUGCUCUUGGAUGCUCUACAAAAUGUACAAAUCUCACGCCCGACGGUGUACCAAGUAAUGAGGAACAUCUUGGAGGUUUCGGGAUACAAGGCGAAGCUUGUCCGAGUGACGAAACGAGUCAACGAGACUUACUUCGCCAGGGUUCAUCUCGUGAAAGAGGGAGACGACAGCGCUCCACCCGUCAGCCUUGAUAUUCGUCCUUCAGAUGCAAUCAACCUCGCUGCCAGAUGCAAAAUCCCCAUCCAGGUGAGCAAGGACCUGGCCGUGGGCGAUGGAGUCCGCAUCGUGAACGACCCAGAGAAGCCGCAGUCCAGCAUCGUCACCAAGGACGGGCAAGUCAUCACGGACUUGGACACACCCCUUCCUAGAGACUGCAAAGACGCCAAGGAGUUUAUCAUCAUCCGGGACAUGUACAUUGCAGCGGUGGAGGAGAGGUUCAUCGACGCAGCGAAGCUUCGUGAUGAGCUUGAGCAGUUCCGACAAGCGGAGAGGAUGGAGAUCAUAGAGAGCUCGGAACAAAAGCAUGCAGCUGAAUGAAAACUCUCCCUUAGUUCAAGCAGUUUUAGCCCACUAGAAAAUAUCGCAUAGCAAUUGUUCAAGCCUGCAUUCUGGCUUGUAUUAGUCUUCUAUCUACACCUCAUAUAUCACGGUCUGGAGUUCAGCGUCGGUGUGGCACUCAGACACUGCUCAUGUACAUAUCAGAGGAGCUGUCCGCACCGACCAGGGCGAAGCUUGUUGAAGAUGAAGCAAAGCCAACGAACCCAUCUUCGCCAUAGCCAUGUAGCCAGCCCGCAGCAGCUCGAAUGUGCACCUAGUGUGCCGUUUUCGGAUCUGUUGUGAGCCGAACUUCCACAUAGAAACUUAAGUCAUGUAUAAUAUACACUGCUAUAGAUUCGAUUAGCUCUGUUCAGAUUACUGGAACAGUAUAGUUUAGGAUCUAGUCCUGGCCCUUACAUCGCACGAUCGUAGACUGCAGGAGCUGACGAUCGAUCCAUCCAUCGAUCACUGGGAUUGUACCAAUCUGCCGACAAUUUCACGCCGAACUCUGUGAGAGUGCGGACUUGUGUGUGGACAAGA